UAAAGCAGUCUAUUCAGAACACAAGAGUAGUGCACAUCAAUAGAACAUAAACAUACCAUAGAUUAAAAGUAAAUAAUAAAUAAAAACGAUAUUCACCCGGAAGAGAGUAUAGUACAAUAGGUAUAAAUAAGGUAUAAGUACGGUGCAUUAGAAAUAACUAUAGCAUUCAAGUUUGGUAGGUGAACCGCUGCAGGUCAAACGAGAGGUCCAGUUAAUCCAGGAGAAAAAUAAAAUGAGUUUGCUCCUGUUGCUUGCGGUGUUGGUGGCGGCUGAAGCAGCCAACGUGGUUCACACCAGCGUUCCUCAUGGCUAUAUAGUGAACAAAGAGGUCGGCAAAGCGUACAGGGUGGUGUACCAUGCUCAGACGUGGAACCGCGCUAAAAUGGACUGCGAGACUCACGGGGCUUCUCUCGCCGUGCCUAAGUCGCAGGACGAGUUCCAUUUCCUGCAGCGGCUGGUGCGCGGCAUGUACUACCCGCAGGUGACGGAAACAAGGUACAAGUUGCUGGUCUGGCUCGGCAUCUCCAACAUCGAGGACUAUAACGUCUGGACCAAUAUUGAUGAUGAGGAUAUCGAAACAACUGGAUUUCAUAAAUGGGCGAGCAAUAACGUUAAUUUCAGCAAUGACCCCAUGGAACCCCACUGCGCUGGCAUGGACGGCGUGAACCCUGGUCUCCGAGACUACUGGUGCCACCUCCGUCAACCUUACAUCUGUCAGAUCAAAGUCGAGUCCUACGGACAGCCAAACUACAAUAACUUGAACGAAGUUCUGGAACACUCUCUUGACUGAAUCUUCAAUUAGCUUAAGUUUACUUUUUGUAUUGAUUAUUUAUUUAUUAAAGUAUUAAUCAUAA
Messenger RNA from Helicoverpa zea (corn earworm), 854 nucleotides. RefSeq names its product CD209 antigen-like protein 2. The transcript has 6 exons. The record is from RefSeq and is a predicted model, not a curated record. NCBI's taxonomy places the organism in Eukaryota, Metazoa, Arthropoda, Insecta, Lepidoptera, Noctuidae. Gene Ontology annotation, molecular function: signaling receptor activity. The coding region runs from base 233 to 790 and encodes 185 amino acids.